Messenger RNA from Kazachstania africana CBS 2517, 1113 nucleotides. It is a transcript of the gene CDC43, whose product is annotated as protein geranylgeranyltransferase type I subunit CDC43. Lineage: Eukaryota; Fungi; Ascomycota; Saccharomycetes; Saccharomycetales; Saccharomycetaceae. The transcript has a single exon. Gene Ontology annotation, molecular function: CAAX-protein geranylgeranyltransferase activity. The coding region runs from base 1 to 1113 and encodes 370 amino acids. Gene Ontology annotation, cellular component: CAAX-protein geranylgeranyltransferase complex. Gene Ontology annotation, biological process: protein geranylgeranylation. The record is from RefSeq and is a predicted model, not a curated record.
AUGGCACAGAAAAGGGUCAAUAUGAGCUUAGAAGAUAACCUAACAAAACAUGUCAAGUUCCUCCAAUUUCACCUUUCGCUGCUUCCUUCUAGAUAUGAAAGUUACGAGGUUAAUAAAUUCGCAAUUGUUUUUUACGCAAUUGUAAGUCUGUCUGUAAUAUAUCAGGAUGUUUCUGAAAAAUAUCAGAGCAAUUUAGGCUGGGUCAGAAGUCAUUACACAUCUUAUCAAGUUGAAGAAUCAAGAAAAAAGAUAUCUGGUUUUGUAGGAAGCCUGAGUGCAAUUGUUCCAGAUGUUAUAAGUAUAACUUUGCCAAACACAUUAUUCGGUUUAUUAACGUUGACUACAUUACAUGAUAGAGAAUUUUUCGAAAAAAUUCUCGAUACAGAAAGCCUUUGUAACUUUGUGGGGAAAUGUCAACUCACAGAUGGUUCAUUCGUCUCAUUUUUAGAUUACAAGGACGGCUCGCCGUCUGCAGUGGAUUCACACGAUCUAAGGUUCUGUUACAUUGCUGUGGCUAUAUUAUAUAUUGCAGGAUGCAGAUCUGAAAAAGAUUUCAACAAAUACAUUAAUGUAGAUAAUUUGCUAAAGUUUAUCAAAUCGCAAGAGUGUGAUUUUGGCGGCUUUGGUCAAUAUGGGGAACCUCAUGCAGGAUAUACUUCUUGCGCUUUGUCUACGUUGGCAUUGCUGCAAAAGAAUGAAACCCUCACAACAGAUUUCAAGGAAAAUACGAUUGAAUGGCUUCUGCAAAGACAGUUGUCUAAGUUAGGAUGUCAAAAAUGUCAAGAAUCAAAUGAAUAUUACGAUGAAAAUGAUCAUGGUGGAUUUCAAGGAAGAGAAAACAAAUAUGCUGAUACGUGCUAUGCAUUUUGGUGUUUGAAUUCAUUACAAAUACUGAGGAAAGACUGGAAGAAAUUGUGCAAUGCAGACCUCACCAAAAAAUAUAUUUUGAAGAGAACACAGUGUACUCUCACUGGUGGUUUUAGCAAAAAUGAUGCAGAUGAUGCAGAUAUAUAUCACACGUGUUUGGGAUUUGCUGCUUUGGAAUUGAUAGAAGGUAACUUUAAUGGCGUACUAUGUAUCACAAAAGAUUCGACUGAACAAAUGGGCUUGUAA